UAUCUUCGCCAGCGCCCCACGAGAUUACAUCCCGGGGAGCGAAACGAAGCAUUCGCCAGUUUCGGACAAAAGGGUUUUCCUUGGCCGACAUGGGUACGGUCGGGGCGAAGGUCGAGCCUUUGGCCGAGAAAGCGGCUGCGGCGGAGGGAACUGUUCAAGAAGACGGGGCUCGUGGGGACCCGGGGUUGGUCGGAGGGGAGAGCGAGGAUGGGGUUAGGGUUUCUAUUAAUGGGAAGGAGGAAGGUUCGGGGGGCGCGGGGGCUACGGAGGUUCCUGGGGACGGAAAUGAGGAUGGUUUGGGCGGCGGUAGGGAUGGCGGGCUGGAAGAUUUCGAGAUGAAUGGAGUGUCGUCUUUGUUGAAAAUGAAGGGAAGUGGGAGAGCGGUCGAUAUCAAGGAUGGGCAAAUGAAGGGAAGUGGGAGAGUGGUCGAUAUCAAAGAUGGGUCGUUGGCGCCUUCGGUUGGGGUCGAUGAGGAUGCAGAGGGCGUUAAGAGUACGUUGAGCGCGCCUGCUUUGGCCGGUGGGGAUGCUAGUGGAGCGCCUGGCGGCGGAAGGAAAAUUCUUGCGGUCGAUGAAAAUGGUGUGACUCUAGCUGAUGCGGCAGAGGAAAUUGGGAAAAUCAGCGAAUCGACGAGCGAACCUGCUGAUGGAGAAGGGGAGGACGUUGGAGAUUGUCAGUACUCUGUAGGGGACUUGGUGUGGGGUAAAGUGAAGAGCCAUCCGUGGUGGCCGGGGCAGAUUUAUGAUUUGUCAGAUGCCUCGGACUUUGCUGCGAAGCUCAGGACGAAGCGCAAGCACCUUGUGUCGUACUUUGGUGAUGGAACAUUUGCCUGGUGUCACCCGACUCAGUUGAAGCCUUUCGAGGAGAAUUUCGAGGUAAUGACGCAGCAGAGUACUUCGAAGAAUUUUUUAAACGCUGUAGAGGCUGUGGUAGACCAGAUAGGUAGAUUCGUGAAUAUGAGGAUGACUUGCUCUUGUGUGCCCAUGGAAAAGCGUUUGACUAGGCCCUUGGUGGGGAAUUCCGGAAUUAAGGAAGAGGUUUUUGUUUCUGAUGAUGGGAUCGGGAGGCUUUCGGUUGUUUGGACUGAACCCAGGAAGUUGCUUUCUCAUUUGAAGUUUAUGACACAUCUUGCUUCUACAUCCGGUAUACUUGAGCUGGCAGUGUUGAAAAAUUGGCUCUUAGCUUUUUAUAGCGCGAAAGGGUUCGAUCAGUUGCCUGGUUACCAUGAAGCUGUGGAGAUACCAGGUCUUGAAGACCUGAGAGAAGAUGUUGCAAUGGUUGAUGGCAAAGUGGGGAUCCCAUUUCAGGGGCCGGUAUUGGAAGAAUGGCUUUCUUCCCCUAUUGAAAAGGCUCUGUUGCAGAAAUGCCAUGGUGCAUCCGCCAAUGGAGGGUACAAGAAACCGAAGCAGAAGAGCAUUGCUGAAAUUAUUGGUGGCAACCUGGAUACUCAGGCGGAUGUUAAUCAGGGGAAUAAAACCAAAGAAGGCGCAGGGUCAUCUGUGAAAGAGAAAAAAGUUAAUGUUGAUGAAGCUGGCAUUGAUGAUAAGAGUUCUUCAAAAAAUGAAUCGGUGGACUUCAAAAGGUCCGAUUCAAAUGUUGAGAUGGAUAGUGGCAUCUGUGGCAGUCGCAAGGAGGAAACUAAGAAGAGCGGAAGGAAGAGGAAAAGAAUCUCGAGUCCUGAAAUUAGUGGGCCUCGGGACAAAGAACAAUCUAAGCAUUCUGUUAUAACAGAGGGAAAGGUGAAAGAAGGUUCUAACACAGAAGCUUCUGAUGGUGACUCUGAACAACUUGAGAAGGGCUUUUUGUCAAGGGAAAGGAAGAAGAGCAAAUAUUUGUCUCCACCGUACAUGAAUAUAGGGAGGGGUCAGAAAAAGGGUGACAUUGAUGCUGAAUCCAUAAAAAUUUCUAGUUUAGUUCGAUUAGGAGAGAGGAUGGUCAAGGCUGCUGAUAACCUAAAGGGUUCAGCUUCAAGUUUGAAGUCUGAGUGCAGUAAAGGUCAGGAAAAAGAUGUGGAGGAAUCUGGAACCGGACACAGGACAUUCGGUGAGAAAAUUCCUGAAACUCAAGGAGAAGGUGACAACAAGAUUGUUGAGUCGAUGAAAGUCACGGCUUCUGCCAAUGAUGUCCUAUCUGAAGUUCGGGCUGUAGCUGUUGACCCUGUACAUGCAAGGGAGAGCAAAUCUGAUGUUGUUGAGGAGUUCUUCCCUGUGUAUAGAAGCUCUGUGUACCGCAAUGGAUCCAACUAUAAGACAUUCAAUAAACGCCAACUUGGGAGAAAGAGAAAGUCUCAUGAGACAGAGCCCGAGUCAUUGAAGGGAGCCCCGACUGACCGAUCUGAAACUUCUGGCAAAUCAACUCCAAGUAAACCAGGGAGGGAAAGAAUCAAGAAGAAUGAGUCAAAAAUGGAUACUCCUAAAAGUCAACCAGCUUCUAAGAGAUCAAGUGGGAAGAAAAACUUACAAGAAGUCCCAGGACGGCUUCUUGUUACGUUCAGUCCAGGUGCUUCUUUACCCACGAAAGACGAUCUCAUCAAGAUAUAUAGUAAAUUUGGGGUUUUGAAUGAAACAGAAACAGAUAUGUGCUACAACAGUUUAUAUGCUCUUGUGGUCUUUCAAAAGAACUCUAAUGCUGAAGAAGCCCUGAAAAGUUCACAAAAGGAGAAUCCGUUUGGAUCUGCCAAUGCCAGCUUCGAGCUCCAGUGCGAUUCAGCUACUCCCAAGACACAUGGAGACGCUGAAGAUUCUCCUCUUCCCAGGCAGCACAGCAACAUGACACCUAAGAAGCAAUCUGCUUUGCAAUCAUCAACAGGAGAAGCAUCUGAACUUCAAUACAUAAAGCUGAAACUUGAGAAGAUGACAUCAAUGGUGGAUAAAUCCCACGGAAAGUUGUCGAAAAAGAUGAAGUCCAGUCUAGAGGGCGAGAUAAAGGACCUCUUGGAGAAGGUAAGUUCAUCAGGCAGGUCUUGAACAUUUUAGAUUAGAGUUCCGAUGUAGGGAGUUGUGCAGACAACCUCAAUCUCAUGUUGCUGUUAUCGUUUGUUUAGGGAUAUACGAUAGUCAGUUUAUCGAAUGGUGGUUAAAGUAGAUGAUCAGUCUUAUAGUCUAAAAGUCACUACAGAAACAUGCAGAUGUUUGUUCAUAAUAGUUGAAUUUCAAAGUUA
This is a messenger RNA of Syzygium oleosum, 3160 nucleotides long. Its product is annotated as PWWP domain-containing protein 3-like. The record is from RefSeq and is a predicted model, not a curated record. The transcript has 2 exons. Bases 90 to 2966 code for a protein of 958 amino acids. NCBI's taxonomy places the organism in Eukaryota, Viridiplantae, Streptophyta, Magnoliopsida, Myrtales, Myrtaceae.